GUUCCUUUCCGGGUCCGUCUCAGUAUCUUCUUGCGUGCUCGUAUUUACUUUGCCUAUGGUUCCGAUUUUCAGAUUUGUGGUCAUAUCCAUUUGAUGAACUUUCAAAUGGGUAUUCACUUUUGAUGCUAUUGUUGGAUUUAGUUGAUGGGUUUGAGUUAUUUUGGGCUGUUUAUUGGUGGGUCUGCCGCUGUGUGUGUAUUUUGCCCAUUGUUUCAAUUUUGAGUCUGUGGCUUUGUUUGUUUGAUUCUUGUUUUGGGGCAUUUGGGGUUAGUGUUUCUUGAACGAAUGGGCUCUUCCUCUUUCUUGUUUCUCGCUGUACCUCCUUUCCAUUUACUUGAAAAUUUAGUUUGCCCAUUUUUCUAUAUUUUUCCAAUUUCUGCAUUUUGUGUCCAUUUAUAGUCUGUUCUUGUCUUGGGAUGGUAUUUUUUUGCUAUUUCUUAUGAUGGUUUUUUGAGAGGUUUAUUUGCGGGGUUUACGUGGCUUGGUUUGAAUGUCAACAGGAGCCAUUGACUCUUGUUUUCCUCUUAACUCUCUGUAUAUGAAUGCCGUCUAUGGCCAUUUACCAGUGUUGUUUUUCCCUGAAAUCUUAAGUUUGCAUCUGUUUGAUUCUUGUUUCAGGAUGGCGUUUAUUUUCAUCUAAAUAUUGCUUUUCUUUUGUGGAUGUUUUUUUUCUUAUAUUCCAUUCCAUGCAUUUUUCAUAAUUUGAAGUUUUAGACUCCUUGCUUUAUUCUUGUUUCAGGAUGGUUAAUGGUGUUUUCUUUUGUCAAACAUUUUGUUCCUUUUGUGGGUUUCUUUCAAUGUCUAUUCCUGUUUACUUUAUUUUGUUUUGAAAUCUUGUUAUUUCCUCUUGAUUCUUGAUUCUUGGUGGUGUUUAAUACUAAAUGUUGCUUUGUACAAGUUCGAUGUUCUUUCCUGGGGCUUGCCCUUCUAUCCAUGUCUUUUCAUUUUGAUAUAUUCAGUCGAUGCCUUGUGCUUGUUGACAUUUGUCUCAUUCAAUCUCUUUGCCACUUUAUUUGGGAAUUUUUGUAUUUAAAUUUUAAGCACCUGGAAAAUGGAAUUUAUUGGUUCCCUCUUAUAUUCCCUUCUAUUCUCCUAUGAUGGAAGUGCUGUCAAACUAUUUCAGGAAUAUUGUGCCAAGGGUUCCACAAGUGGGGUCACUUGGUUGUCUUUCAGUCCCUUUUUCCAUUCAAAGCAUAGCUAUUUAAUGAAUCUGAAGAUCGUUCUUUUGAGUUGUAAUUCUGAAAAUUGUGAUUCUGGCUAGCUUUGAUGGGAAGCAACGAUGAUGGUCAGCUUUUAUUGCACAUGUUCUCUUCUACUGCGACUCUUUGGUGCUAAUAUGCUUCAGCUAUUACUAUGUUGCUUGGAGUUGAACCAUGGGCUUAGUUAUAGUUAUAUAUUUAAAUUCUUUUCACUUUCCACUUAUUACGAGAUUUGGUUGGUUCUUCAACAAUGUUGCAUAGCAUCUUGUUGUCAAACGGUGCAGGCCACCACUGUGUCAAGUGACUGUUGUUAGAAACAAUUCUCAACAUUCGAAACUUCAUUGAUAAAGGAAAACAUGUUUGUGGAGGAUUUAUUACGUUUCAGUACUAGCUUGUAGGUGAUAACAUGCUUCAGUCAUGGCUAUGAUAUUUGUUCAGAAAUUAUUUUUUGAUGGGUAAAUUUCCAUUGAAUUAAUAGCUCCUAACAAAGGAGUGCACUAAAGUAUACAUAGUGUAUACAAAGGCACUAAAAGGUCAUACCAAGCGGAGGGAUACACAAAAAAACAACUCUCACCUGCAACAUCGAGCUCAGCAAAUCAAUGAGUGAGAGAGGGAAGUAUUAUGCACUAGAUCUUGGAGGUACAAAUUUCAGGGUCUUGCAGAUUCAGCUAGGAGGUAAAACGUCCUCAAUUCUUUCAUGUGAUGUAGAACGCCAACCCAUUCCACAAGAUUUAAUGACCAGCACAAGCGAGGAUCUCUUUGAUUUUAUUGCUUCAUCACUUAAGCAAUUUGUUGAAAGGGAAGCACAAAAUUCAGAGUUUUCACCUGUUAAAAGAAGGGAACUUGGCUUUACAUUCUCUUUUCCUGUGAAGCAAACAUCUGUUUCAUCAGGCAUUCUAAUUAAAUGGACAAAAAGAUUUUCCGUCAAAGACAUGGUUGGAAAAGAUGUGUCUGAAUGUUUACAACAUGCAAUGACAAGAAAUGGACUAGAUAUGCGAGUAGCAGUUCUGGUAAAUGAUACUGUGGGGACAUUAGCUCUUGGACAUUAUAAUGAUCCAGACACUGUUGCUGCAGUGAUAAUUGGGACAGGUACAAAUGCCUGCUAUUUGGAACGGACAGAUGCUAUUAUUAAGUGUCAGGGCCUUCUUACAACUUCUGGAGGCAUGGUUGUCAACAUGGAAUGGGGAAAUUUCUGGUCAUCACAUUUGCCAAGAACAUCUUACGAUAUUGAUUUAGAUGGUGAUAGUCCUAAUCCAAAUGAUCAGGGUUUUGAGAAAAUGAUAUCAGGGAUGUACUUGGGUGACAUUGUGAGGAGAGUUAUUCUCAGAAUGUCACAGGAGUCAGACAUUUUUGGACCUGUUUCUUCUAGGUUAUCUAUGCCCUUUAUUUUGAGUACACCAUCAAUGGCUGACAUGCAUGCGGAUGAGUCCCCCGAAUUGAUGGAAGUCGCAAGAAUCUUGAAAGAGGACCUGCAGAUUCCUGAUGUCCCUUUAAAGGUGAGAAAGCUCGUCGUAAAGGUGUGUGAUGUAGUGACCCGCAGGGCUGCCCGAUUGGCAGCCGCAGGCAUUGUUGGGAUCCUGAAGAAGAUUGGGAGGGAUGGCAGUGGUGGCGUUGCAAGCGGAAGGAGUCGUGGAAGUGAUGGUAAGAUGAGAAGAACGGUGGUAGCAAUGGAUGGGAGUUUGUAUACAAGAUAUACAAUGUUCAAAGAAUACUUGCAUGAAGCCUUGUGUGAAAUCUUAGGUGAAGAGGUUGCCCAAUAUGUGAUUCUAAAGGUGACAGAAGAUGGAUCAGGCAUUGGAGCGGCUCUCCUUGCUGCUUCACAUUCUUCACAUUCAUCAUCAUCAUCAUCAUCAUCAUCAUCGUCAUCUUCUAGUGUUGUUGAUAGUCAAAGGUUGCCAUAAAUAUAUAUAUCUAUAUAUAUAUAUAUAAAUAUAUAUAUAUAUAUAUAUAUAAUAUGAUUUAUAUAUAUAUUUAUAAAGCCCCCUUGUAAAAUAUAGAAUUCAUUUUCCAUAUCUCAUAUAUCCAUAUAAGAAAAUUUCUGGUGUUGUGCAGAAACCUUGUUGGUUUUUUGUUUAAUCCUUGUUACAUCUCUCAAUACCUGAGGGGAAGUUUGUCCUGUUGCUCUGUAGUCUUCAAAGAGAUAAAACUCAGCAAUUUUCAUAAGCUUCACUAAUUCAUUUGGGCUAUCAAGCCAAAAGCGCUUCCAAUCCUCA
Vitis vinifera (wine grape) is the source of this 3412-nucleotide messenger RNA. RefSeq names its product hexokinase-3. Gene Ontology annotation, molecular function: D-glucose binding; mannokinase activity; ATP binding. The coding region runs from base 1799 to 3100 and encodes 433 amino acids. Gene Ontology annotation, biological process: glucose 6-phosphate metabolic process; glycolytic process; intracellular glucose homeostasis. Gene Ontology annotation, cellular component: mitochondrion; cytosol. The record is from RefSeq and is a predicted model, not a curated record. Lineage: Eukaryota; Viridiplantae; Streptophyta; Magnoliopsida; Vitales; Vitaceae. The transcript is spliced from 9 exons.